AUGGAGACGGUGCUUUUCUUCCUCUACGUUUUGGGAACCGCAGCUGCAAUCCCGACAAAUGCAAGGUUCCUAUCUGAUCAUUCUCAACCAACUGCUGAUUCCUUGAGUUCCAUCCAACAGGCUGAAUUGUCGGUAACACCUGACAACACUGCAGUCCCCAUUUUAAGGGUUGAAGAUUCAGAAAAUGAAAAGGAAACUGCAGUAUCCACAGAAGACCAUCUCAACCAUAAGGCUAAAAAAUCUUCAACACUGAAGUCAAAGGAGGAAAACCAUGACCAGUCAGCAGAUCAGGACCAGAGUUACAGCCAAGAGCUGGGAUUACAGGAUCAAGAGAAAAGUGAAAGUAACUUCAGUGAGAAUUUGGAGGAUUCACCAUCUGAAGAUACAUUGGGUCUAAAAGAAGAUAUAAGUGAGCCUCAAAAGAAGCAACUCCCAGAGAACAUUGAUUUCCUCGCUCCUGAAGUUAGUUCCGUUGCAGACUCUAACCAACAAGAAAGCAUCACGACAGAGAAAAAGCAAGAACAGCCUAUAAAUGAUUCUCAUGCUCAAUCAAAUGGGGGCAGCAAACGUAGCCAAGACUUAAGUGAUCCGGGAAACCAGGAGCAGGAUCCAAAUAUUGCCAAUGGAGAAGGGGAAGAGGAACAAGAGCCAGGUAAAGUUGCUACCUACAAUGACAAUCAAGAAAGGGAGAGAGAAUUUCCCAAGGAGCAUUCUAACAGCAAGCAGGAAGAGGAGAAUACCCAAUCUGAUGAUAUUCUGGAAGAGUCCAAUCAACCAACUCAAGUAAGCAAGAUGCAGAAAGAUGAAUUUGAGUGGAGUAACCAAGAACAAGAACAGAAUAACUCCAAUGCAGAAAUGGAAGAGGAAACUGCAUCAAAAAUUAAUAAGCACGAUCAAGAUACUGAAUGGCAGAGCCAAGAGGGAAAACCUGGCCUUGAAGUUAUCAGCAACCAUGAAGAGAUGGAUAAAAAGGCUGUUUCUGAGACUUUGCUCGUAGAGCCUACUGAUGAUGGUAACAUCAUUGCCAGAAAUCAUGGGCCAGAUGAUGAUGGUGAUGAUGGCCCCAGACAUGAUGAAAGUGAUGAUGACUACACCCCAAGUGAGGACUUCCUGGAGGCUGAAAGAGCUCAAUCAAUGAGCUAUCACAUCGAAUACGAGGAGGAAAGAGAAAGAGCACUUGAGAAUGAGAAUGUAGACACCAGUAAACAUGGAGAACACCAAGGGUCCAAGAAAGCAGAGAGCUUACCAAAUGAGGAUGAAAGUUCAAGUGGAGGCAACAUGAGGGUGCACAGUGUUGAUUCUUGCCUGAACUUCCAGUGUAAAAGAGGACACAUCUGUAAGGCUGACCAACAGGGAAAACCCCACUGUGUUUGCCAAGAUCCAGUGACUUGUCCUCCUACAAAACUCCUUGACCAAGUUUGUGGCACUGACAAUCAGACCUAUGCCAGCUCCUGUCAUCUGUUCGCUACUAAGUGCAGACUGGAGGGGACCAAAAAGGGGCACCAACUGCAGCUGGAUUAUUUUGGAGCCUGCAAAUCUAUUCCUGCUUGUACGGACUUUGAAGUAAUUCAGUUUCCUCUAAGGAUGAGGGACUGGCUCAAGAAUAUCCUCAUGCAGCUUUACGAGCCUAACCCUGAACAUGCUGUCUAUCUAAAUGAGAAGCAGAGAAAUAAAGUCAAGAAAAUUUACCUGGAUGAAAAGAGACUCUUGGCUGGGGACCAUUCCAUCGACCUUCUCUUAAGGGACUUUAAGAAAAACUACCACAUGUAUGUGUAUCCUGUGCACUGGCAGUUUCAUGAACUUGACCAACAUCCUAUGGACAGAGUCUUGACACAUUCCGAGCUUGCUCCUUUGCGAGCAUCUCUGGUGCCCAUGGAACACUGCAUAACUCGCUUCUUUGCUGAGUGUGACCCCAACAAGGAUAAGCACAUCACCCUGAAGGAGUGGGGCCACUGCUUUGGAAUUAAAGAAGAAGAUAUAGAUGAAAAUCUCCUGUUUUGA
Molecule: messenger RNA, 2001 nt
Organism: Diceros bicornis minor
Lineage: Eukaryota; Metazoa; Chordata; Mammalia; Perissodactyla; Rhinocerotidae
Gene: SPARCL1
Product: SPARC like 1
Exons: 10
Coding region: 1-2001 (666 amino acids)
Biological process (GO): anatomical structure development; signal transduction
Molecular function (GO): collagen binding; calcium ion binding; protein binding
Source: RefSeq, a predicted model, not a curated record